AUCUAUGGAAGUGACGGGCGGGCUCUAUGGCGGUGACCGCCGCGGCUGCGCACACGCGGCCCCUCCUCCGUCGGGCUGCGGGCGCUGCGGGUGCGAGAGGCACCGGCACCGGCAUGGGCGUGCAUGUGGAGACCAUCGCCCCCGGCGACGGGCGGACGUUCCCCAAGCGCGGCCAGACCUGCGUGGUGCACUACACGGGUAUGCUGGAGGAUGGGAAGAAGUUUGAUUCCUCCCGCGACAGGAACAAGCCGUUCAAGUUUGUGAUGGGCAAGCAGGAGGUGAUCCGUGGCUGGGAGGAAGGCGUCGCUCAGAUGAGCGUUGGUCAGCGGGCAAAGAUGACCAUCUCCCCAGAUUAUGCCUACGGCUCCACUGGGCACCCAGGAAUCAUCCCACCAAACGCCACUCUAAUUUUUGACGUGGAGCUCAUGAAAUUGGAAUGACCCAUCCCAGCACCCUGUCCUCGGGUUUGGCACAUGGAGGAAUCCAGAAUCUCAGCUUCAAGAAGAGUGCACAUGACUUUGUACGGAGCUUUUCCUGAUAGUCCACUACACUCAUUGUAUAACCUUACACCUUGAUUGAAUGCCUUUGGUCACUAAGCUUUGCGUCUGACUCUUCCUCCUUGUAUCGUGUUUUUAUGUCUUUUUAAACUAUACACCGUAAACCUCAACUCUUUUUGGGUCAAGUUCUUAAUCUUAUUUUUGUUCCAGGUGUAGACUUCGUUUUCCCAGUAGCACGCAGAUGGGCUGACCUUAGAUAGGAGUCAUUUGAACAAAAGGAAUCCUGUUAGUUACUUGUUUUGGUGCAGAUUUAUGGUGUUUCCAAACCAGAAAUUGCUGCUGCUGCAAAAGCCAUAGCAGAGUGAGGUUGUUGAGGCUGAAGGGAUGCAGAGAGCAAGGUAGCACUAGGAUUGUUUAUAGGAAUUCUGCCUGGAGUGGGACAGCGAGGGAGCCUGGCCUUUCCCUGCUCCCUGGGGAGCACCACUGCAGGCCUUGUGGGUUUGCUCUGGGAAAGGAGGGCUGCCCUGCCCCUGCUUCACCCUGCCAUCUCAUGGUGGGCCUGCCUUCCCCUCCAGAUCAUUUUUGGAUUUAGGGAGUUGGGUUUCCACCAGAGCUCCACCACACCCCGAAAAUCCCGUAGCAUGGAGCUUUCUUUAAAGAAAAAGAAAAACUGGACAAAGGGAAGGUGCUGUCUGCAGGGGAGGUGGUGGGGGCUCAACAAAAACGCCUCUGUCCUCCUCCUUCCCCAUGAAAAGGAACCAUCAGCCCCCCGCUGUCCUGCUCUGAGCACACCUGCCCAUUCUCUCCUGCCACCUGAUGCUGGUCAUCGCUGCUUGCCUGGUCUCACAGGACGCAUAGCUGUCCCCUGUGCCCCUCCCUCUGCCCUGCCCGGUCCCUUGGUAACAGAAAUUCCCACCAGUCACUUCCUUCUCCGCCGCACAAAGGUAUCCAGUUUAUUAUCGCAAUAAAAACGCUUUAUGCUGGCUUUUCUCA
Molecule: messenger RNA, 1490 nt
Organism: Zonotrichia leucophrys gambelii
Lineage: Eukaryota; Metazoa; Chordata; Aves; Passeriformes; Passerellidae
Gene: FKBP1A
Product: FKBP prolyl isomerase 1A
Exons: 5
Coding region: 27-440 (137 amino acids)
Biological process (GO): protein peptidyl-prolyl isomerization; regulation of ryanodine-sensitive calcium-release channel activity
Cellular component (GO): sarcoplasmic reticulum membrane; cytoplasm
Molecular function (GO): peptidyl-prolyl cis-trans isomerase activity
Source: RefSeq, a predicted model, not a curated record